AUGCUUGUUCAACAUUAUUUUCAACCAUUUCUCAGUCUGUCAGAGGUCACACUCGUCAAUGAGUCUCAAGGAAGAAACAUGGUGAACUUCUUCAUCCUGCCCUUCCUCAGAAGAAACACAACAGAUGCGGGCUGUGUGUCGACUGCUAACAACAGUGUUGAGUGGCUGCAGAAGAACUUUGGCCCGUUCUCUCAGUAUGUGUCUCUCACAGAUCUGCUCUCCAUCAACGGACUCUUUGAUCCCUUGGAGACCCUGGACAAUCUCACUCCAAAGCAGGUGGCUGGACUGAUGGUUGACGAUCUACCUGGUCUUCCAGAGAAGGAAGUCGUCAUCAAUACAGUGUUUGAUCAUCUGCUUGUGUCUCCUGUGGAGCGAGGACUUCCUGAUGUUCUUCAAAACCUGCUCUCAAUCUCACGGAUGGUAAAAUUUACACAUUUGUUCUCAAUUAGCACUAAUCAAUGUUUUCUGAUGGAUUUAACAGCUACCAGAGUUUGUUCAGGAGUCAACAGUAACGAGACUCUCCUGUCCGCUGGACUCGUGAGCGCCCCCUGUAGUGUGGACCUGCAGCAGUACGCUUGCUCUUCGCUGACAGGCUUCACUGCUGGAAACCUGGCUGGACUCCUGAAGUGUCAACUAUCCAGCAGCAGCAGUUACUCCAAGGAGAUCUGGAAACUGCUUUUCACCAAAGCAAAUGAUGUUCUGGACGAAGCCCUCGUCAUCUUCUCCAGCGCAGCAGCAAAUAUGUCUCAGCCAAUCAGAGGUGAUGUCGUGUCCCAAGUGCUGGAUGUGAUUGGAGAGCUGAGACAAGAGCGCAUCAGUCCUGACCAAUGGAGAGACCUCCCUUUCAUCAGCAUGUUGUUGGGUCAAUAUCUGAAGCCGUUUUUACCGUUUGCGUCAUCAUCCCUACUGCAGUGCACUAGCAGCAAAAACCUCAGCUGCCAAACUUACCAGCACAUUCUGUCAGAGGUCACACUCGUCAAUGAGUCUCAAGGAAGAAACAUGGUGAACUUCUUCAUCCUGCCCUUCCUCAGAAGAAACACAACAGAUGCGGGCUGUGUGUCGACUGCUAACAACAGUGUUGAGUGGCUGCAGAAGAACUUUGGCCCGUUCUCUCAGUAUGUGUCUCUCACAGAUCUGCUCUCCAUCAACGGACUCUUUGAUCCCUUGGAGACCCUGGACAAUCUCACUCCAGAGCAGAUGGUUGGACUGAUUGUUAAUACUCAACCUGGUGUGCCACAGAAUGUCAUCAUCAAUACAGUGUUUGAUCAUCUGCUCGUGUCUCCUGUGGAGCGAGGACUUCCUGAUGUUCUUGAGCUCUUGUAUAUUUUCUCCAUAACGAGUCCACUCAGCUGUCAAACCAACCAGAUAAUCUUCACGAGGCUGGAGCAGAUCUUGAGCUCAGGAGCGGGUGAUCUGGAGCCCGUCAUCUGGGCGAGCGUUUAUAAGUUCAGCCGCACGGCUCCUGCAGACUGCGCUCUUCUCCCAGUCGUGAAUGAGUGUGCCGUGACUCCAUUCAACGAGAUUCGGGUGUGCAGUGGAGUGGACAGUUCUGCAGCACAGCAGUGCUUGAACGAAGGACGGGUUUGUGGCUUCAGUAUUGCAGCACAUGCAUGCGCCCCGGUGCUGAAUGUGAGCGUGGAGUAUCUGGUCACACUACUGAACUCUCACCUGUCUGAUGAUGACAUGAGCUCAGCUGAGAGCUGGAAACUCUUCCUGACCAGAGUCUCACACCUGCUGGACAUCGCCCUCGAGCAGCUCUCCAACCAGGUACAGGACAGACUCAUUUCUUCGGUGUGGUGGAGCAGCGGCUCUGCUUCAGUGGUGCUGGAUGUCCUGCAGGAGCUGCGGCUGGACAGAUUCUCAGAUGAGAGCGCCUCUGCGCUGUGGCUUGAUGAACACCUGCGAGCGUUCCUGCCGAGCGCGUCCGGGAUGUUCCUGCAGUGCCUGCGCAGCCAGAACCUCAGCUGCCAGAGCUUCCAGACAGUGGUUGGAGCAUUCGAUGCAGGAUUUUUCCGUAUGAAUGACGUUCAGCGCCGAACAGCCGUGUCACACUUCAUCGUGCCGUUCCUCUCGAGAGCAGGUGCGGCGUGUGUGUCCAACGACAGCUCUCAGUGGCUCAUCAGUAACUUCGGCCAGUUCUCUGCUCUCCUUCCUCUGAAUCAGCUGAUCUCGCUCAACCCACAGUUCAACCCGAUGAGCGGCCUGCUCUAUCUCUCUCCAGAGCAGCUGGUUGGGCUGAUGUUUGAUGACGUUCCUGGUCUUCCAGAGAAAAGUGUGGUCAUCAAUGCCGUGUUCGAUCACCUGACCGCGUCUCCACAGAAAGAGAGGAUCCUCUCCACGCUUCCUAUCAUGGUGGAGUCAUCAAAGAUGAGGAACGUCUCCUGCACGUCAUAUCAGAUCAUCUUCCACCGUCUGGAUCAUCUGAUGGUCAGCGUGCUGGUGGAUCUAGAGUCAGUGAUUCUGAGGAGUAAAUCAGCUCUUCUUCAGAACGUGCCGCAGGGUUGUGUGAGCUCCAGCGGACAGUGUGGCGUCACACCAGUGAACGAAACAACAGUUUGCAGGAGCAGCAACAGCUCUGGUCUGUCGGCUUAUCUCGGCUCGUCUCAUGAUGGCAGUCGGCUCUGUGACUUCAGCAUCACACAGUACGCUUGUGCAGAGUUGACAGAUCUGAGCUCGCAGCACCUGGCGACGGUGUUGUCAUGCGGUCUCAACGGGAAUGAGAGCGUGUCCGAGGAGGCGUGGAAACUCUUCACGCAGAAGGUCAACCCUGUGCUGGGACCAGCGCUCGACCUGCUCGCCCACACGAGGUUGAAUAAGUCCCGCCCCACUGUGUCAUUCUUGAAUGUGAUUGGAGAAGUCACUCUGAGCUCCUUCAGCUCCACCAAUCUGAGAGAUGAUUCGUUCAUUCAGCGCUGGUUUGACUCCAGGCUCCGCCCAUUUUUACCCUACGCCUCCGAGACAUUCCUGUCCUGUCUGUCCACCAGAGACUUCAGCUGUGACACCUACAGGAGUGUUGUCGAGAGCUUCAGUCAGAGUUUUGACAUCAUGUCCACCGAUACACAAGCUAAUGUCUACGUUGACUUCAUCAAAGUCUUCCUCUCUCAGAACAGCACUGCAGGGUGUGUGAACGUCUCUCAGAGCAGCUCUGAUUGGCUGAUCAGCAGCUUUGGACGUUUCUCUGUUUUCACCACAGUCACCGACCUGCAGACGUUCAACCCCAGCUUCAGUGUGUUGGACACUCUGAGUCUGUUGAGCCUGAGGCAGUUAGUGGAGGUUUCCAGCACUCCUGGAUUCCUGUCCAGUGCUGCUGCGGUUAAUAAUCUGCUGCUCUACGUGCCGGACGCUCAGUUCACAGCGUUCUUCUUAUCCCUCUCCGCUACGCUACAGAUGCAGGGCGUUGUUCUCCCAUCCCCCGUGCAGGAGGUGUUUCUGCAGCAGGUGUUUAACAGGGCCAAUCUGACCACGUCAUCAGACGCUGAUCUGCAAACCUGGAUCCUGAACAUACUGCCGUCCUUCAUAGCCAACAUCACCGUCCAACAUGUGACGUCCUACUUCAGCGUCGUCCUGCAGCGACCCUGUCCCAUCAGCCAGCAGGCGUAAUCUUCCAGGGUGCAGCUGUUGAACUUGUCCAGCUCCACCUUCCAGCCGGCGACACAAGAUCAGAUCUACCAGCUGAUCCUCGGCUCUCUCACAGGCCCCGCCCCGCUGCGCUGCUAUGCUAACCAGAGCUACUACGCUUUCCUGACGUCCUCCUUCAUGAGCUUCCAGUUCCCCAAUCUGACCACCUUCCUGUCGCUGAUGCCGCCGGCUCGCGUGCCAGAGCUGAUGGAGUCGGUGUCUCCAGCGGAGGUCAGCAGUCUCCUGAACUGGCCCAACGCUGUGGACGAUGUUGCCCAAAUCUGCCAGCUUUUCAGAAUCUACCCAAAGACGCCCCAGUACUUACAGACGGAGCCGCUGUUGCCCGUGGGUUUGGCCUGGCAGGUGUUGUCCUGCAUCUGGCCUCAGGUUCUGAAGGUGGACGUCCAGUCUGAAGUGAAUCAGUGGUUUGAUCAUCGACUGGUUCAGUACCUGCCUCUCCUCACCUCACAGUUCAUCGCUCCAGACGUCAUGCUAAACGCCUCCUGUCUCUCCUUCAAGAAGUUUGUUUCAGCGAUGGCUAAAUACAACUACAGUGCAGCCGAGUUUUCUCCGAGCGACAUCUACGGUUCCAUCCUGGUCUACCUCAACACCUCUUCAGGUUCAACUCCUAAAUGCUAUAACACCUCCAACCCGGAUCUCAACUCCACCACCUGGUUCGCAGACUACAUCUCCGUCUUCUUGAGCUUCAUCACACUGGACGACCUCCUCCAGUUUGGCUCAAUUCAGCCGUUCCUCGUGAACCUGGAUAACCUGCAGCUCUUCGCUCAGACCAGUGUUCCUGAUGACGUGAUGGAGCACUACGUGACUCUGCUAUUCGAGAUGAAUCCGUCCUUCAGCGCCUACUAUCUUCCUCUGAAGUUCCGCUGCUUGGCUCCUGCGAGCUCCUUCCUUCAGCUGAGUCCGGAGCAGCUGAAGAUCAUCUCAUCCAGCAUCCAUCAGAACUGCACAGAUGUUCUACCUGAAGUGUCGGCGGCUCUGGCGAGUAACGCGGAGGUUCUGACGGUGGACACCAUCAAGGCUCUGGGUCAGUCGUCCACGGGUUUGAGCACAGCUCAGAUCAGCGGUGCCGGAGGGAACGUGCUGCUCAACACGCUUUCUGUGCUCAGACUCGUACUGGGCUGGAACCUCGAUCAGGCCAUGAUGAUCAUCCAAACCCUGCUGUCAUCUGGAGUUUACCAGAUUAAUAGUGUGGCCAGUCUGCUGGAUUUGGGUUCGCUGAUCAUCGGUGUUCAAUCAUCAAUCUUCAGAGUAAUCUCAGGAGAAAUCUUCCUUGAGGCAGUGAAAUCUGAACUGUUCGUGACCAGUGUCAUCGGCGCACCUGUGAUUGUCCAGCAGACCAUUGUCAGCCAGAUCAUUGCUGUCAACAGCUCAUCUGAUGCCAUCAUCACAAACGUUCCUGACCUCAUGGCGACAGAAAUCCCGCGCAUCUUCCUGCUGGAUGUGCCGCAGUCAUCCGCGGCUGCGCAGGCGGUCAACCGGAAGAAAUGGAAACACGAGCAGGCUGUUCUGAUCUUUGAAACCGUCACUGCACAGUUCAGCAAUCCAGAUGACAUGUCCUUCCAGGUGCUGCAGGGCUUCACCUGUUCACGAAUCCAGAGCUUCAGCACUAGUAAAGUCCUGAGUCUGAUCCGCGGCUGCAGACGACGAGUCAAUCAGACGCUCGUCCUGCAGGAGUCACAGCUGACCUGCAUGCAUCACUACAUCAAGAGCGCCGAUCUCUCUGCCUUCUCCCAGUAUCCCGCUGAAGUCCUCAUCUAUUACAACUACUCGAUGAUCGACAGAUCUCUGUGCCGCUCGUAUUUCUUGUCUCUGGGAGCGGCCGACUUCUCUGUUCUGUCCAGCACACUGUCCUUCAAGAAGCAGACGCUCUUCAACCACGCCAGGGGCUGUCUUGGAAUCUCAGGCGUCAGCAUCAGUCGGGAUCAGCUGGAUGUUUUGGGCAGCAUGAGCUGUUUUCUGAGCGGCGAGUACAUCCAGAGCUCGGACCCGUAUGUGCUGGAGAAGCUCAAGCCGUGUGUGGAUCUAUCAGCUGAGCAGAUCUCUGCGCUGGAGAGCGUCCUGCUGGGAGGAAACACCAGCUACGGACCCUCAGACAGCUGGAACAGAGCCACGCUGGAGAGCCUGGACCUCCUGCCGCUGUACCUCACCGCCAUCUUCAGAAAUCAUAAUAAUAUCAUUAAAACAGCAUGUACUGUGGGACAGAUCCUGCAGGCUCAGGUGUACAGCGACAUGUUUCCGUUUGCGUAUGACGUGCCACAGUUUAAUGCCUGCCUGAGCGUCCAAACGCUGAAGGACAACCUGGAGGCCGUGACCGAUAGAGUUUACGACAGGAGCUACCAGCGGAUCAUUCUGGACAAACUCAACCAGGCGUAUCCAGCCGGACUGUCUGACGAGGUGCUGCAGGUUUUAGGCUCCGCCUCCCACGUGGCCACACCCGAUGAUGUCAGAAAGUGGAACGUGACGAAGAUCGACACGCUCUCGUCUCUGAUGAACCAACGCAAGGGAGACUGGGUCCCGGAGAUGGUCCAGCUGCUGGUCAGUAAGUAUCUGAGUGUGAAUGGAAACACUCUCGGCAGCAACGAGCUGAACGCUCUGGGAGGAACGAACCUGUGUGCGCUGAACACCAGUGUGCUGAACAACAUCACAGCCGCCAGCGUGGAUGUGAAUAUGGACGUGCUCACAUUCAUGAGUCUGAAGCAGAGCGUCAUCAACGUGCUGAUCGUGUCUGAGGUGAAGAGUCUGCUGGGUGUGAAUGUGGCCGAUCUGAAGACGUAUGAAAGCGCAGCACAGAUACAGGAGUGGAUCAGGCUUCAGCUGCAGGUGGAUCUGGACACGCUGCAGAUCGGUCUGACGGGGGGCAGGAACUCCAGCGUCACAGAAACCACCGUCAGCACCACCACUACAGCUAGCAGCAGCACUAAAGCACCGUCAGCCCAGACCGGCACCGCCGCCACCACAGGUACCAGAGACACACUGUGCUUCUGA
Molecule: messenger RNA, 6624 nt
Organism: Sinocyclocheilus anshuiensis
Lineage: Eukaryota; Metazoa; Chordata; Actinopteri; Cypriniformes; Cyprinidae
Exons: 55
Biological process (GO): cell-matrix adhesion
Cellular component (GO): cell surface
Source: RefSeq, a predicted model, not a curated record